Messenger RNA from Akanthomyces muscarius, 5721 nucleotides. RefSeq lists its product as uncharacterized. The record is from RefSeq and is a predicted model, not a curated record. The transcript has 4 exons. The coding region runs from base 1 to 5721 and encodes 1906 amino acids. NCBI's taxonomy places the organism in Eukaryota, Fungi, Ascomycota, Sordariomycetes, Hypocreales, Cordycipitaceae.
AUGGCUGUCGCUGGCGGCACACAAGCCCUCAUUGCUACUUUUGCGUUUGGACUUGUCGCUUUGGCGUCUUCCGCUGCGGCAUGUCUCUUCACCUUUGGCAGCCGCUGGCUCACAGGCGAUGCCCCCGUUUCAAAUGGACUGAGGCUGGUCCUCUUAACCUUUCUCCUCUCGUCGACACUUUGGAGCAUCAUGGAUUUUGUGGCAACCCUAAUCACCGGCGAUGGCAAUCCCUCCUGCCAAGUACUCAUCGCCUUUGCCUCUGGCUUUGACCAGAUCGCGCGUCUCGCCUUUGAGCAAUUUCUACUUUGGCGAAUCAAACCAAAGAAGGCCUCGAGUGGCAUUUUUGUUCUGCAGGCCCUGAUUCCUGUGCGCUUCAUAAUGGGUGGUGUAUUUGUCGCCGUUCAGCGUCCGCAAGUUUACCCCGUUUGCGUCGCCAAGAAUAUCCUUGUUCCCCUCGGUAUUGCGACACUAGUCACGGACGCACUAAUCGUCUUUGUCCUCUUGGCGCUCAUUUUCGUAUUCAAAUCACCCGUCCAGUCUCCGAGCCUACAAACUUCCAGUCUUGAACCAGCCAAGAUUUUUACAUUUUUAACGGCCGGCUUUGGAGCGUGGCUCGCUACAAGUAUUCCGAUGAUACUCGGCAUCCAAAUGUUGCCCAUUGCCACCCGAACCGUUGUGCCUUCAAUAGGCCUUCUUGUCUUGAUAGGUCUCGUUGUCUUAUUCAGUGGUCAUCUUCUAAUUAUUGAACCCGAUUCUCCCCUUCCUUCUGCAAGGCCCAACACUUCGAAAGCUCUACCUAGUCGACCAAUUGAAAGCCGCGAUACCGACGUGUCUCCAGAGGUCUUUGACAGGCCGUGGGGUGGACCUCAACCUCACAUUGCUCAUGUUCAAAGGCCCGCCGCUGGGUCCUUUACGAUGCCUAAGUCAGGCUCUAGAGGAGCUGAUAGGGCCCUUCCGAUUAUCGACCGACCAACUCCUGGCCAAACGGAGCGCGGAGUUGGUGGCGUUCCCGUCCAAGGGCAGCUGUUUCCGCCUAUCCGCGCAAAUACAGCUCCGAUUGUACUUCAGAACCCACCAAAGAAGCGACCAAAAGGGAAGCUAGCAAUCUCAAACCCUGUCAUCCGUGAAAGCAGCGCUCUCAAGAUAAGGGAAAAGAUUCCUACUAUAGAUCUUGCCGUGGCUGCAAAGAAUGACCAGGACAGAAGAACUAUGUCAUCCAAGGCGGUGGCUUUGGAUAGAAGUAGCCAAUAUCAGGCUCUAACACGAAACCCUUCAGAAAACAAGGUCAAACGAAAAGAAGUCGCAAGUGCCAGUUAUAUGCCAGCCCUCUUGCCAGAGCGCUCCCGUCUAGCGCCAGACGCCGCGACGACAGCUACACAAGUAUCGCCUGGCGCAGAGGAUCUUCGUCGUCGGUCUCCACGCCCUGCACUGGGCGCACCUGAAGUGGUCAUGUCACCUCCGGCGCGGUCUCUCAGAAGACCUCCCGGGUCAACCGCACAAAUCUCAAAUGAAGUUCCGCCCGCAAUACCACCUCAGAGUCCAUUGAGGAGGAAUCGGCCUGGAAAGUCAGUUCUGCGUGAUACUUCUAGCAUAUUCAUGGAUUCUAGCGUGCCGCCUGCUAUUCCGACGCCUCUCCGGCAAGAAAAUACUAGCUGGUCGAGCGCCAGCGCCGUCAGUCCACUUGUCCCCAGGGUCCAGCCACUGCCGAUGCCAUUUCCCAACCCCCGAUCUGAUGCAGCGCCAUCCAAAACCUACGAAAGUGCAGCUGCCACGACCGCCCGUGCAUCCGUUCUCACUCGCAGUGGUCCAGGAUCUGUGAGGAAAGACAUUCGGCCAUCUAGACAACGACCAGACUCCGCCAACGGGAAGGAGACUGUCCCUGCCAAAACCCCCGUACAACUCAGAGCGGUUGUUGGAAUUCCUCUAAACCCAAGGGCACAGCCAGCGAAAGAUCUCUCAGAUGAUGCUAGGGAGCGAGGCAAAACGAUCAUGUUUUCCAACAAGUCCGAUAUUGACGGAGUUGGUGAACCAAUCUCACGCCAGCUCGUUGCUCUAUCAUUGGCAAACUCUUCUAUUUCCACGGACUCCAUUGUCCAUCGUCCAAGACCGAUACCUCGCAAGUCGUCAAUCUACAAGGCCGACUUUACCAUCAAAGUUUCGCCUACGGUAUAUCGGCAUCGACUGUCUCGGUCGGGCGGCUCUGUCGAGUUGCAGAGGGAAAGUAUGGACUCUGAGUCGGAUACCAUUUCACGGAUUCCAUCUUUCCCAGAGCCACCCAAGAGCGCCGGUGCCGUUUUAGCACUAGGCAAAUAUCACAAGAAGUCUGACAAUGCGAGCAAGGCAGCCACCCCGGGCAGCAUCAAUGAAUCCUCUAGUUCCAGAGCCAGCGUUUCUGCUGACUCGGCCCCAUCCAAUGCUGCAGGCACCGAUCCCAAAACGGCACUGUCAGAAUCUACGGAGUUCGGUAGCAGAACCAGCACGGAACCCGAAUCUGCUUACAACGUUCGGCGGCAGUCUUCCCCAGUGCUUCCAGCCGAAGAGAUGCGGCACGUUUCCAUGGCAGACACUGUGCCUCGAUUUUCAGACGACAACGCGCUAGUGUCGCUGCCGAACAGUGCACGUUCAGGUACAGGCAGUGCCUCACGACAAGAUGAAGAAGAUGACGGCAAAGAGAUUGUUCCUUUGGUUCUAGACACAGAAUCAGAAGGAUCGUUCAGUGCCCAUAGCGCCCAAAGAAAUUCCUUGACGCAGCCGGUCGCAUGGCACCGUCGGGUGGGCGAUGCGUGUCCAACAUUUUCUAAUCGCAGAAAUAGAGGGAAGUCGCUCAAGCGUGUGCUAGCACCCGCUCCUCUUCUGCUCAGCAGAGCUAGCAAGCCGACCAGGAUUGUUGAGUUGCAGACGCCACCACCCCUGGAGUCUCCCCAGCAUGCGCUCGACAUAAUACAGCAGCAGCUAAGACACCUAGAUGAAUCUGACUCAGAAACCGGGGUUGAAGAUAAGCAGCGUCGUAGGCUUUUGGAAAAUCUUGAAGCAGAGAUGGGAGCCCAAGAGACGCACUGGCAAGACAUCCGUCGCAAUCUAGCAAACCGUUCGCCUUCAUCUACCAGAUCCUCCAUGUCGCUGGUACCAAGCGGAGAUUUGCAUCUCACCUCGCCCCAGCCAUCUACAGCGCUGAGGUCGCCUGAUCUAGGCCAAGCAGUAAUAGGCAAGGGUGCGGACCACGCUAGCGCCCCGGAGAACCACACCAUAACCCCGGCUGACGAGAAACCCGAACCUCCACCCAGCGAGCUUACUGAUGGUCGGAGCAAGUCUGGUUUCACCGACGAUGGCUCGGCUCAGGCAGUUGCUAGCGGAGUGGAAAACCGAGCCAAAUUCGGCAAGUCAGCGUCACGCAAUAAAGACGGUCUGCCCGAGGCAGCUAUUACUAACGAUAUAUCUGCCCACCGCCAACUCACAAAUCAACCUACUCCUCCAGAGACAGACGAAUCCGAAGAAGAAAUUGAAAAAGAAGAGGAAUUCGACGCUGCAUUUGCCAGGAACAAUAAUUUCAGCGUCUGGACUCAGCCCGGAUCCGUCAAUCUUGCGGCUGUUGAAAAAGCUCCACUUCCGGUAUCGCACUGGAGUAUCGACUCAGAUACCACGGCGCAAGCCUCUGAAAGUUUGCUGCGGGCACAAAACCGAACAAGGGACUCUGACAGCCCUGUUGGAGUUUCGCCUUUGACUGGGGAACCAGAAGGGACACCAUCCCCGCACAGGAUUUAUAAUAAAGCACUUGUGUCACCCAUCUCGUCACCCGCGUGGCUGCAUCAGGAAAGCCAAAUCUCGCCUGCAGUUUCGGAGCAAAGACAAAGUCCGCGCCGGCCAGUCACGCAAAAGCCGCCACGACGAAGCAAACGGAUUACACUACUUCCCGAUAUCCCUGAAAGUCCGAAGCCUCUUCCUAACAAGCGCGACACUCUUGGCGUUUUUCAGUUUCCCUGGGGAGAAACUUCUGAUAUUGCAACACUCCAACCUCAGCGAUCCUCGGUAUUUUCGGUACCACUUCCCGGAGCGACUCUGAACGAACUUCCUCUGGCCCAGCCGUUUCUGCCUUCGCAAGGACCUGUUUUCCCCUCCCAAGUCUAUCCCGCUUCUUUCUUUGAUCAGUACUCGGACGACGAGCUUCCUGCCCCAGACAGUGACGGCAGCACCGGAGGUUACUCUGACGACGAAGACGAAGCAUUUGACGAGACUACCUUGUGGGAAAUCGCCAAUCUCCUGCGUACAAGCGCUGUCCCUUCCCGCAACAGUCUAUUUCCCGGUUCUGAGGAUUACCGACCACCUUCGCGCGCCGGAUUUGUUUCUGCUGACGAAGCGACCAUCCUGGCAAUCCGACAACUGCCCACCGCCGACCUAGAGGACUCUACCCUCGGCAACACGGACAAGGAACUACCUCCUCUACCACUUUCUGACAAAGCUGUUUGGAAAUCCAACGACAUGUACGCCACCAUCUCAAGAAGCGCCGGCCUCGCCCAGCCUGAUGAAAAGACCUGGAAGCACUACCUCGGUAAGCAAGCUGAGACGCUGCGCGCAGCGCCUCGCAAGUCGGCGCCAGCCAGCAUCACCAGCACCUCUCUCUGGUCUCCCACGCCCAAGAAGGCCGACCCCAUUCAUGAGUCUUUGUUGAAGGGCCUCUGGCAACCCACCAAGGAGGUAUCCGCCACUCCCGCAUCGAGCACCCCCUCGACGCCUUUCCUCGCUUCCCCUUCUUCGCUCGCAGAGUCUAGCAUCAGCGAGAUAUCUGUGCCGGCCAAGGCCACUACAGAAUCACACGGGCUUUGGACACCUCCUACCCCAGUCGCUCGUGUCUUCUUCGGCCUGCCGCAGGACGAUGAGCAAUGGGGCCGUUACACAGCCAAGAAGGCCCAGACAUCGCGCCCCAAGCCCAGACCGUCUGCACAAGACGUCAUUCACAGCACCCGCCUCUGGGCCAGCUCCAAGCCUACCGUAGCUGCCCCCGCCCCUGCCGCCAAACCCGUUCCAUCAUCCCAGCCACUCUGGUCCAAGCCGGCUGCUUUGCCCGCCGAGCAGACCGAGGGUCUCUGGAGCGUUUCACACAUCCGCCACCACUACAAGACCACCGCCGCGCGCCCGGCUGCCUUGGACACGGCCCGCAAGCUACGCAUCGACACGCGUCCACUCGCCGCCCUGCGCUCCGCCUCACUCUGGUCGACGACGACGCAGAUGCCGCCGCGCCAGGUGCCCGACUGGCUGGCGCUCUCGACGACGCUGCGUCCGGUUUCGCCCGGCGGCGCGUCGACGCUCUCGGACCAGGACGACGCCUCGGCCUUUGACACGUACUCGCUGCGCUCCGAGGUCACGGCCGCCAGCUCCGUCGCCACCUCGAAGCAGUCGUCGCACCGCAAGACGGCCUCGAAGCAAGCCGCGCAGGACGAGCUCGACGCGGCCUUUCGCGACGUCAUGCAGACCAAGCCUGUCGUCCCCGAGGCCGUCCCCGAGGAGCAGCAGGAGCAGGAGCAGGAGCAGGAGCAGGAGCAGGAGCAGGAGCAGGAGCAGGAGCAGGAGAAGCCUGAGGAGGAGAAGCUCUUCUUUGACGUGAGCCGACUUCAUCCCGUCUUCGCGGUGGACGUGCUGCAUGUUACCUCGGACAAUGUGCACCCCGCUGCGACGGGCUACCUGCACAGUGUCAUCAACGGCGCUCCCAAGCCUCGACGUCGCUGA